Molecule: messenger RNA, 2453 nt
Organism: Salmo salar (Atlantic salmon)
Lineage: Eukaryota; Metazoa; Chordata; Actinopteri; Salmoniformes; Salmonidae
Source: RefSeq, a predicted model, not a curated record
GUGAAAGUAAAGUGUGAAACUCCACCGCCCUUUAUUUCUGGAACAGACGUCGUGUUACAUUCUGUUCGUUGACAAAUUAGCCUUUCGACUGUUUUGGUUUAUUUUUCUAAACUCCUAAUAGUUUUAUUCACCAGUUACAAACAGCUUUACCUUGGAGUCAGACUUGUUUUGUAGUGAAAUGAAGACCUUUCCGACCUCGGCGGUCUGGUGUUUAGGGAUUCUGUUCAUCAGUGUUUCAUUGAUAACGACAGGGUCGUCUGAGGUUGUUGGACCGGCUGACCCAGUCGUUGCCUUAGCUGGUGAUGACAUCAUUCUACCAUGUUCCCUGAAACCCAGUGUCAGUGCUGAGGACAUGGUAGUGAAGUGGACAGGAUUGUACCUGAAAACGAAAAACGUCCAUCUUUACCGUGAAGGUCGAGACUCCAAUGUGGACCAGUCUCCAUCCUACAGGGGAAGGACAUCAAUGUUUAAUGAAGAACUGAAGAACGGCAACGUCUCCUUAAAGCUGACCAGAGUUACUCUCUCUGAUGCUGGAAGCUACAGGUGCUUCAUUCCAACACUGACCAGCCAGGUGAAGGAAACCACCGUUCAACUCUUUGUUGGUGCUGUAUCCCAGCCAGUGAUAUCUAUUAUUGGAACCAAAGGCUGGGGGGUGGUCCUGAAGUGUGAGUCUGGAGGCUGGUUUCCUGAACCUGAGAUGGAGUGGCUGGACAGUUCUGGAACCAUCCUCCCUGCUGAUGGACCUCCAGAGAGACACAGGGAGGAGGACCUCUACACUGUGAGACGACAUGUCUCCGUGAACCAGACUGACACCAACAGGAUCGCCUGUAGAGUUAAACAGCCGGAGAUCAACCAACUGAAGGAGACAGAGAUUCAUAUCUCAGAUGACGUGUUUCCUAAAUCACAAGUAGGGUUGAUUGUUGGUCUAUCAAUAGCAGCAGCUGUUGUAGUUCUUGCAGCUUCAGCUGGUGGUGUCUACUGGUGGAGAAAACAUAAAGAGAAACGUCAUAGGACGAUGAAGAUGUUUUUUCAACUAAUGACAGGACAUGGUGAAGCCUGGUUUGUGGACAUAAACAGGGAUCACCUCAUUCUGAAUGUUACCAUGGUGAUUCCCAUAGCAUUUUACUUGAUCCGUUCUGAGAUGUACUCUAAGAUCCAUGCUGCCAGGACCAGCCAGAAACAGAUGAGACUGUUGUACCAGGCCCUAGACUCAGGAGGAGACAAGAUGAAAACAGCAUUUUACAGGAUUCUACUGGAUCUGGAACCUGACGUUGUCAAGGACCUGGGUGAACAAAACCUGCCUGGACAGCUGGUUGAUGCCCGGUUUGUGGACAGACACAAGGAUCACCUCAUUCAGAUGGUUUCCAAGGGGAAAUUCAUAGCAUCUGAGCUGCACAAGAAGGACUUGAUCCCUGAUGAGAUGAACUCUCAGAUCAGUGCUGCUGCGACCAGCCAGGACCAGAUGAGACUGUUGUUCUUGGCCCUAGAAGAAGCAGAAGACACAACAAGAGUGAAAUCAGCAUUUUACAGGAUUCUACUGGAUCUGGAACCUGACAUUGUCAAGGACCUGGAGGAGCAAAGACAACGAUGGGAAGAACUACUUGAUGCCCUGUUUGUGGACAGACACAAGGAUGACCUCAUUCAGAAGGUUUCCAAGGGGAAAUCUAUAGCAUCUGAGCUGCACCAGAAGGACUUGAUCCCUGAUGAGAUGAACUCUCAGAUCAGUGCUGCCAGGACCAGCCAGGACCAGAUGAGACUGUUGUUCUUGGCCCUAGAAGAAGCAGAAGACACAACAAGAGUGAAAUCAGCAUUUUACAGGAUUCUACUGGAUCUGGAACCUGACAUUGUCAAGGACCUGAGUGGAUCUGAUGACGACAUUAGUGGAUCUGAUGACGACAUUGAGAAGCUCAAAAAAGAGAACGAGGUCGUCACAAGAGAGAGGGAGAAGCUCAAAAAAGAGAACGAGGUCGUCACAAGAGAGAGGGAGAAGCUCAAAAAAGAGAACGAGGUCGUCACAAGAGAGAGGGAUGAACUCAAAGAAGAGCUGAGGGAAGCUAAAGAAACCAUCCAAUCCCUCUCCACCUCUCCAGAUGGUCAACAGAAAACACAGACUCCUUCCCAAAAGUCUGAGGGGAUUGAAGGGAUGGAGAUGGAGUCUUUACCAGGGAGGAAGUCUGGUCCUGGUCCAGGGAGGGAGUCUGCUCCUGAGAUGAAGCCUUUACUGGGUCCUGCUGGACCACAGAAGGAUGAUCUGGAUGAGCUGGAGAGGGGAGGAAGAGUUACUACAGAAUUUAACUGUGUGCUAUAGGGUUACUAUAGAGAGACUAUAACUAUAGAGCUGAGUUACUAUAGAGAGACUAUAACUAUAGAGCUGAGUUACUAUAGAGAGACUAUAACUAUAGAGCUGAGUUACUAUAGAGAGACAGUAACUAUAGAGCUGAGUUACUAUAGAG